AUGUCUAAAUAUAUCAAUAACAACAGCAAUGCAUCCACGUCUUAUAAUAGUAUCUAUAAUGUUAGAGAACGUUUUCAACGAAUGACGGGAAAAUUUGAGGCAUCGGAGACGGCAAUUGAUGAUGGAGUAUCAAAUAUUGCAGGCAUUAACCGCGGUGGUAGCGUUAAUGAAACAGAGGAACAUCAUGUUGGUUCAUACGAAAUUACAUUUUCUUCCAAUAGUAAGUUCAUUAAUUAUCGAGAACACCCAAAACAGAGUCACUUAAUAACGCCAGAACGAAGCCAGACGCGCUCUAUCAAACUUAGCGUGGAAAAAUGUGAAAAAACAGAGGAUAAUCAAAUAAAAAAAAAACCGUAUACACGCUGUAUUUUAAGUACUCCGUAUCCUUUAGGAAAAACAGAAAACUUUGUAUACGAGACACCGAUCAUACCUACGUCGCCAGCACAAAAAUCAGCUAUACCUCCUAAUGUAAUGAUUCCGCCUGGAAAAUCUUUAGAUUCAUUCUUGCCAUUAGCGAGGGAUCCAUUAAAUUCACCAAUGCCUAAACCUAAUCCAAUUUAUAAACAAGAACCAUUUGGUCGAAGUAAGCGAGCCAGUACUGACAUAUUCGUUCCAAAGAAUACAAAUAUUGACAUAUAUACUAAAGGCGUAAAUAGUCUGACUAAUGGAAAAAGGACCAGAUACAUGAUCAAAUCCAAUGAUGCAGCAAAUAAGGUGAAGAGCAAUAAACCAAUAACCAAAGAACAUGAUAGGUCAUUCAAUUCUAAGAAAUUUAGAAGAACCACGAUUGAAGAAAAUAAAAAAUCAAUUAUAUGUAGAAGAUAUGGAUAUGGAUUUUUAGGAAAAAGAAAUUACAAUUCUUCGGAUGAAUCAUCAUCAGAUUUCGAAGUUGAUCCAUCAAUAGGCCGAUUUGCUCAAGUUAAAGUAACAGAAUCUAAUUCAAAAAUUGCUCGACGAAAUACAAAACCAGGCUAUUAUUCAGCGAACUUCUCGUCAGAUGAUGAAGAACCGGCAUCAAAAAGAAUCCGAAGAAUAACUAGAAAUCAUAAACCAUCGGGAUGCUAUACUGCGAAUUUUAGUUCGGAUGGCGAUUUUGACGCUGAUGAUGAGAUUAAAUCAAAAACAAACGCUUCUACGUCUAAGACGAGCUCGUCUCGAAGUAUAGCUUUUGGAGGUCUAUUACCUCAAAAUCAGAUCCCUCAUCGCCAUUACAACAAGACCUUCGGAACCUCAAUCUUUUCCCCCAGAAAACCUUAA
This is a messenger RNA of Ambispora leptoticha, 1257 nucleotides long. The record is from the annotation of a GenBank genome assembly. NCBI's taxonomy places the organism in Eukaryota, Fungi, Glomeromycota, Glomeromycetes, Archaeosporales, Ambisporaceae.